This is a messenger RNA of Pristis pectinata (smalltooth sawfish), 4632 nucleotides long. It is a transcript of the gene chst1, whose product is annotated as carbohydrate (keratan sulfate Gal-6) sulfotransferase 1. Gene Ontology annotation, molecular function: N-acetylglucosamine 6-O-sulfotransferase activity; keratan sulfotransferase activity. NCBI's taxonomy places the organism in Eukaryota, Metazoa, Chordata, Chondrichthyes, Rhinopristiformes, Pristidae. The record is from RefSeq and is a predicted model, not a curated record. Bases 786 to 2285 code for a protein of 499 amino acids. Gene Ontology annotation, biological process: N-acetylglucosamine metabolic process; keratan sulfate proteoglycan metabolic process. The transcript is spliced from 3 exons.
AGGGGGGGAGAGAGAAAUAGAGAGGGGGCAGGAGAGAGGGAAAUGGGGCAAUAGAGGGAGAGCAAGAGAGAGAGGGCAGGUGGGAGAGAAAGAAAUAGAGAGAGGGCAACAACAGAGAGCAACAGAGAGUGAGAGAGAAAUAAUAGAGAGAAAAGAGAGCGAGAGAGAGAGAAACAGAGCGAGAGCAAACAAUAAAGAGAGCAAGGGAAAGAGAGAAGUGGACAGCAAAAGAGAAAGAGCGAUGGAGCGAGGCAGUAAUGGAGAAAGAGAGAAAGCAGCAGAGAGAGAGCAAUAGAGAGAGAAAGAGAGAAAACAGAGAGAGAGAAAGAGCAACAGAGAGAGAUAAAAAUAUUGCUGAAAGUUAUUAGAGGAUUUAGAGGUGACAGAGAUAGAGGAUGAGAUAGAUGGAGGGAGGUAAAUAGACUCUGGAGAUGGAGAAAUAGAUUUAAAGAUGGUGUGUAACUUAGUGGGAUGCUUGUGACCAUGUGUGAUGGGGAGAUCUGGAUAAGGGAGACACCGGCAGACAGACAGAUCACCAGCGCAGGCAGGGAUCAGGGAUGGGGUUGUUGGAGGUGGUCUAUUCCAUAUUAGGAUUCCUCUGGAUGAAGGCUCAGUCCCAGUGAUUCUGCGACCAGAGAGCCGAAUGAGCAUCGCUAGAACCCGAAUGAAAAUGAGUAACCCCACAUUUUGUAAACAUCGUUAAACUGUCCAGACGCAGAGAGGGAGUUGCAAACGGAGCCGUGCCAGGUUAAUUGUUGCAUUAAGGGAGCGGCGCUGGACACCGAAUGACCGGACCCAACCCCGCGGCCAUGCAGUGCUCCUGGAAGGCGGUGCUGCUGCUGGUGGCCGCCUCGCUGGCCGUGCAGUACACGGCCAUCCGCACCUUCAUCGCCAAGCCCUUCGCCAUCUGCCGGGUGGCCAAGCCGCGGGGCGGCUGCGAGGCGGGGCCGGGCGCCUCCUGCCAGCCGAGGUCGGGGCCGGGGGAGGGCGGCGGGGUCCGGCCACCGGCCAGCCACAUCCUGGUGCUGGCCACCACCCGCAGCGGCUCCUCCUUCGUCGGGCAGCUGCUGAACCAGCACUCGGACAUCUUCUACCUGUUCGAGCCGCUCUACCACGUCCAGACGAGCCUGAUCAACACCAGCCUGCGGGUGCGGCCGCCCGCCGACGGCCGCCGCCUGCUGCUCGGCGCCUACCGCGACCUGCUGCGCGGCCUCUUCGGCUGCCGCCUGCACGACCUGGAGGCCUACAUCCGCCCGGCGCCCGAGCAGCACCGCACCCAGCGACUGUUCCGCCGCGGGGCCAGCCAGGCGCUGUGCACGCCGCCCGCCUGCGCCGCCUGGGCUGGAGGGUCGCCGCCGGGCGGGCGGCCCGGGCUCCAACCCGAGGCGGGAAGGGCGGGAACGGCGGCCGAGCGCUGGGAGGAGGGCGAGUGCGUCCGCCGCUGCGGCGCCCUCAACCUGACGCUGGCCUCGGGCGUCUGCCGCCGCCGCCACCACGUCGCCAUCAAGACGGUGCGCGUGCCCGAGGUGGGCGACGUGCGCGCGCUGCUGGAGGACCCGCGCCUCAACCUGAAGGUGAUCCAGCUGGUGCGCGACCCCCGCGGCAUCCUGGCGUCGCGCAUCGACACCUUCCCCGACAGCUUCCGCGCCUGGAAGAUCUGGCGCAACAGCGGCCGCAAGCCCUACAACCUGGACGCCUCGCACCUCAGCGCGACCUGCGGCGACUUCCUCCGGUCGGCCGCCACCGGCCUGGCCCGGCCCGGCUGGCUGAAGGGCCGCUACAUGCUGGUCCGCUACGAGGACCUGGCCCGGGAGCCCGAGAAGAAGACGCGGGAGAUCUACCGCUUCCUCGGCGUCUCGCUCGACGCCAACGUGAGGAGGUGGAUCCUCAACAACACGAGGGGCGCCGGGGCCUCGGGCAACCACAAGUACGCCACGGUGAGGGACUCGGCCGCCACCGCCGAGGGCUGGCGGCUCAAGCUCACCUUCGACAUGGUGGAGCUGGUGCAGGACAUCUGCAACCUGACCCUGGCGCAGCUGGGCUACAAGAUGGUCAGCUCGGCCGAGGAGCUUCGCAACGUGUCUCAUCUCUCAAAGCCACAGUCUAGAGGGUCCCAGAGGAGAAGGGCAGAAGAUGCCACCAGCUGCAAGUUUCCCUCCAAGAUACCAUCUGUGAUGCACAUUAUCCUGACUUGGAAAUAUAUCAUUGUUCCUUCAUUGUCACUGCGUCUCAAUCCGAAAACUUACUCCCCAACAGCACAGCAGGACUGGUGUUCAUUCCAUUAAUUAGGAACAGGCAUUAAAUGUCCUUGUCAGUGAUAACGACAUUGUGUAAACCAAUAAACAAGUAAACGGCAAUGUUUGAAAAGAAUUGGGGAUAAAAAAUAUUUCAGUCUCUCUAUGAUUUCUCCAGGAUUUGCUUGCAGCUAUAUCCUGGAGUUAAUCUCUGACUCCAGAUCAAUCUGGAAGGUUGGCAACCCUACCACACACACAAAUUUUCAAAUAAUUCCUGCUGGUAAAAAGUAAGUUGUGGAGUCGCACAAGGUCUCCGGAGAGUUUCUUGGACAUGGUGGAAGUUCCAAAAAUUUUACAAAGUAUCCCUUUUUAAUGUGGGUGAAAGUGUUUAUUAAAAAUGUGAAAUAUUUGAAUAUUUUUAAAUGCAUUGUAUCUUUCUAAAAUGUCAGAUGAUCUUAAAGAAACCAACAUUUCUGUAUUGAAGUAUUUUUAAUACUCUAGGAAAUUUCUCAAUUUUCCAUUUUCCCCCCGCAAGGCUCUCUAGGUUUUGGUCGGGAAUUUUGUAUAUUGUAUUAGAAUUCGUGCCAAAACAAGUAAUUGUUUGUGCCUGGAGGACUCUGCUGAAGAACCAGCCAGUCAUUUGAAAUAAUCUUAAGAGAGGGAAAAGCUCAGAUUUGGCCAGUGUUGUCAAGUAUGUUAACCACUUGCCACAUGUGGCUGGCUGUCCAGAUGUGGGUAAUGUUGUUUCAGAUUAGUAAAUAACAGAUGAGUCAUUGACACCAUUACUGUGUGUGACCUCACUGUUCCUUUGCAUGGGGUAUGCAUGCAUAUUUUAAUAACUUUUCUGUGCCUUGUUGGUAAAAUGGUAAGUUAAAAAUCGAAGUAUGCAAGUGUUACUUGAUCAUUGUGAAUGCUUCACAUUCAUUAUCAGUGACAGAUGCUGGGGAUUUGUCAAAUAAAUAGCUGUGAGAUGCAUAGACCUUUGUGCAUGCAUGUGUGUGCGUGUAUGUCUGUGUGUGUGUGUGUGUGUGUGUGUGUGUGUGUGUGUGUGUGUGUAUAUUAGACCCCAAAGACAAUUAGUGCAUGUGCUGGAGACACAAAAGACCGACUGCAGGUGUUGGAACCAGUUCAGAUGAAGGGUCUUGGCCCAAAACGUCGACUGUCCAUUUCCCUCCACAGAUGCUGCCUGACCUGCUGAGUUCCUCCAGCAUUUUGUUUGUUGCUAGCAUAGGUAUUGUCCUUGUGGCCAUCACAAAUUUCUACUUGACAACACUGGACAAGCCUGCUCCCAUUGAAAAGCAAGCAGAAGUCUUCGUGAUCUCUUGUCAAAAUUGACAUUUGUUCCAGUUAAUUCUAGUUUGAAAGUUUUCAGAGCACUAUUCAAACUUUGCUGCACCUCUCCACACACCCCAGGAGAACUUACCCUGAACCUUUGAAAGAUGGUGUCAUCUGUACAAAGGAAUGAGACAGCAUGUGUUUUUAAUUGGUGUAUAACCACAGAAAUAAUGUGCCAAUAACUGAACACCUACUGAUGUUUAUACUGAAAAUGGAUGACUGGGAGAAAUAUCUGGAUGGCCGAGAAUACCCUGUGGUUUCUAAGCUUGAAAACCUGCGUGUAAAGUAUUAGAUAUUUAUUUAAUAGCAGUUGCCUGAAGAAAUUAACUUGUGAAUAUCUGCUUUGAAUUGAAUGUACUCUACUUCCAAAAUGUAGUACUCUCACCUUUGUAUCAGAAAGUUGUGUGUUCACAUUCCAAUCCAGAGUGCAGAGCACAAAAUCUGGGGAUAAUCCAAUGCAGCACUGAGGGAGUGUUGCAUGAUCUGAGGUGCUGUCUUCCCAAUGCAAAAUUAAACAGAGGAUCUGUCAAGAUAUUUCAAACGGAAAAGGAGUCCUUCCUGCAACACUGGCCAAUAAUUAUUCUUCAAUUAUCUCAAUUAUUCAACUAUUAUCAUGCAACUUCAGUGAUCUUCCUAUGUUUCCUAUGUUAUUAACAAUGACUACAUUUUUGAAGUAGUUCAUUGACUACAGUGUACUUUGUGAUACUGUGUAGAUGCAACAGGUGCUAUAUUAAUGAAAGUUUCAAUAAUUUGUGUCUCUUGUGUUAGCAGCUGGAGUUUGAUAGCAAGGAUGUUUGGAAACUAGGGCAGUAAAGAAAAUUAGUCUAUGUUUCUUAGCCUUCACCUCCAGAAAUAUAAUUUAAAUCUUAUUGCAUCAUCUGUAUGCUUUGGAGUUUGACGAUGUUCCUUAGCACUGAAAGGGUUAAAAUCUAUCCGGCUGAGGAAAGCUGAGAAACUCAUCUUGAACGUCCAUUGGCCUACGUAUAUUGCUUUGGAUUGCAAAACAGGUUGUUGUGAAUGGAGCAUCAAUUCCUCAAUAAAGUCUUGUGUACUCUGUAUUUUA